Messenger RNA from Fopius arisanus, 1183 nucleotides. RefSeq lists its product as uncharacterized. Gene Ontology annotation, cellular component: cytosol. The coding region runs from base 113 to 1183 and encodes 356 amino acids. NCBI's taxonomy places the organism in Eukaryota, Metazoa, Arthropoda, Insecta, Hymenoptera, Braconidae. The record is from RefSeq and is a predicted model, not a curated record. The transcript has 6 exons.
ACGAGUGGUUGAAGUUAAUUCAAUCGAUUUAUAUUUCUUCUUGAAGAUAUCUCUGGAGUUUGACGUGAGUAAAGAAGAUUAGAGGAAAUUAGAGGAACUUUUUGAAGGAGUUAUGACCGAUGGAGAUGGAGAUUAUGGAGGAAUGGGGUUAGGGGAUUCACGGAUCUCUCAAGAAAAUCUUGAUGACAUUGAUCAUAUGCUGGAGAAGCUGGCGAUGGCGCAGAGCCAUAUACUGAGAUUUAUAAAUCAAUUGCCAGCAUUGCUGGACAAUGACGAGGAGUUUGAAAAAUUGAGAUCAGAGGUUAAUGGGUUGGUUGAUAAAAUUUACUCGAUCGUUGGACCUCUGGUGGAAGCUAAAAAUGAGAAUGAGAAGAGGAUCAAGCAGCUGGAGGCGAGCUACGGGGAAUUAUUGUAUCAUUUUGAGGGAGAGCAGAAGAAGGUCGAGAGUUUCGAGCAACAAAUUCGUCAGUUGACUGCUGAGUCUGCUGGACAAGUCACGUUUUGCACACAUAUGGGGGCAGUAUUGGGUAAUUUGAUAUGGAAAUCUGCGAGGUCGUCUUCACAGGUCGAGCAGUGGCUCAAUGAGAAUCGACAAGACCUCAACGAUUUUAUAUCAAUCACAACGACAGCCUUGGAGUCAUUCCUUCAAACUUUCGGAGGGCGUUUUCCCGACAUCAAAGAGCAACAGUGCCAGUUCAUGAUGUCGCUCAUGGGGACAAUCACAAACGUGUCUGCAAAUUCUACGGGACGACAAAUGCUGUGUAGUCAAGCCACCGGAAAAUCUUUGAUUUCGCUGAUCACCAAGUCCAUCCCCAAUGUACCAUCGACCACCGGAGAUCCCAUGAAGAGACUGAUGCUCAUGAUUCUGUACAACAUCAGCCUGAACUGCACAGGUCUACCCUUUUUGCUGUCCCGAAAGGUCCACGAAUUGAUUCCCUACUGUACAGAAGAAUCUCCUGAGAUCCAGCUGAAUGCUCUACGUUUAAUUCAGUCCAUCACGUACGACAUAAAGGAAACCGAAGUAGUGAAUCGUCUCCUGGAGCUGCUGCCUCUGAUAAAAAUUCACGAAUUCAUGUCAUCCAGAGACGAUCGAAUAGCAGAGGCUGCCAGAGGCCUGAUGACGAACAUAAACAAAUUUUUCGCCACAGCCGAAACCAUCAGCAACACAUCAACAGAAAAUUGA